Punctularia strigosozonata HHB-11173 SS5 is the source of this 844-nucleotide messenger RNA. RefSeq lists its product as uncharacterized. The transcript has 4 exons. Bases 48 to 509 code for a protein of 153 amino acids. The record is from RefSeq and is a predicted model, not a curated record. Lineage: Eukaryota; Fungi; Basidiomycota; Agaricomycetes; Corticiales; Punctulariaceae.
GACCAAGAACAUACAUCAUCCCGUCCCCUAUCCCAUACUACCUCGCCAUGGGUCUUAAGCGCAAAAUGUCCACUGAAUUCGACGAUGCUCCCAGCGCUAAAGUCUUGAAGCUCGUACCGUUCCCAACAUACGACACUGAUACUGACGUUGCUAUGUCUGACGUAUCGUCUGACUUCGACCUCAUCCCCUCGCAUGCGCGCCCUACGCAUUUGUCGUCCGCCUCUUCGUGGUCCUCGGCAUCGAGCUCCCCUAGUCCAGUUGCGUCUUACCCAGCGCUGGAGAUCUACCCAUUCCCGUCCGACAACAACGGCCAAGUUUCCGCGGUCGCCGAGCAGUCCGUCGGACUCAUUCAGCCAGCCUGUGAUGCACCAAAACUCCAUCACGCCGGAUUUAACUGCACCCAAAUCCCGAAACUGCGCGUAGCAUGCGAGAGCGGCCCCGGCGGACGACGAACGAUGUGGAGUCACUGUGAACAAUGCGGCGCUAUCACCAUGAUUGACACCGACUAGAUCAACAAGCCCUCGCGACCCCCGGUAUCAACAUCUUCGGCUUCAUCCCUUUUGCAACAAUCCUUUCUAUCUCUCCACUACCGACUCUCUACUGUCGACACGUGCAAUAUUUCUGACUCAUGGACUGACGCCUCGCAUCUCGUGUAUUCAUCGCCGCUUUUUAUUUACUCAUAUACUCUCCCGUCGCUUUAUCAUCUUCCUUAUUGGCUGAUCUGGUGCUACUGAAGUCUCGCUAGCUCGAUUCUGCCGAUUACCGAACCCUCAAACCGCCCCUCCACCAGCAGGCUCAACCUUCAUCAGCACUAUCGACAGCCGCCUGCACGUAUUACUCUCUC